CUUUUAUAAGACUUUAGAGCUUUCUUACACUAAAUCAUGGAAAUAGCCCAGAAUUUUAUGGGACCGCUGGCGACGAACACAAUGACGAGAAUCAACGAAAAUGGCAAUGUCGUCGGCUCUAUCAUAGUUAACUGUGAAGGUUUUCCGGAAACAACAACAUUGGACAGUUUGACAGCGGCCACGUACUCAACGCACAUGAGGAAUUUGUCACACCACGCAUCCAAUGCUUUGAAGGAAAUCGAUGUAACGGAUGAAUUAAUGGUCCUGCGGUUGGUGUCAAGGAAAUCGGAGGCUGUGGUGGCACCCGAUCACGAAUUCCAUUUGAUCGUCGUCAUGAGACGCGGUUGAACAACACGGUCGAGGACACAAGACAUUCAUGCCCAUUCCAAAAAUUUUG
Molecule: messenger RNA, 397 nt
Organism: Vanessa atalanta (red admiral)
Lineage: Eukaryota; Metazoa; Arthropoda; Insecta; Lepidoptera; Nymphalidae
Product: dynein light chain roadblock-type 2-like
Exons: 4
Coding region: 37-348 (103 amino acids)
Biological process (GO): microtubule-based movement
Cellular component (GO): cytoplasm; cytoplasmic dynein complex
Molecular function (GO): dynein intermediate chain binding
Source: RefSeq, a predicted model, not a curated record